AUGAAAACAACACUGGUCCUAGUAUGCUACCUUGCGGUGGUCCUCGCCGAUUCGGACCUCAGCAGUCUAAAGCUGUUCUAUCGCGUCGUGGAAAAGUGUGGGGAUGACGCCGACGUAUACAGCUGCCUCAAGAUGAAGGCUGUGGGGCUCCUUGACAGAGCUCUGUCUAUGGACACUCUACCCAUCUCCAACUACAUCACAAUCACCAAGGAUCCCAAGGCCCAUGAAGUACCACCGCCCACGCUCAGGACAGAAGGGGAACUAGAAGCGUCGCUUCCUAGAGAUCAGCAGAAAAAGAGCGCUGUUCUUGAUGAGAUGCUGGAAGACCGAGUCAGCAGGUACUUAGAUACCAGGACGAUCCAGCUCUCUAUGCCAGCUGAUGUUCUCGAAGGUCGUAAGAAGAAGGACAAGGGCGGGAUGAUGAUGAUGGCUGCCGUGGCGAUGGGAGGGAUGAUGCUGCAGAUGGCUAUGGGGAAGAUCGCGCUGAUAGCAGGCAAAGCACUGCUGAUAGGCAAAGUGGCGCUUCUACUAUCAGCAAUUAUCGGACUGAAGAAGCUGGUUGGAGGGGGUGGAGGGGAGAGUCAUCCUCAGGUAGUCUACGCAGGCGGUGACCACCACGGAGGCGGCGGUUGGGGACGAAGCGCUGCUGAGGAGGCUCAGGAACUAGCCUAUCGGGCGUACAAACCCCAGACGUCGGGGGCUUAGCCGUCACAUGAUCAAUUUACCCUACAGUAUUACUUCAAAUGGGUUGUUAGAAUUGUUGUCAUCCAUUUACAAU
This is a messenger RNA of Homalodisca vitripennis (glassy-winged sharpshooter), 778 nucleotides long. RefSeq lists its product as uncharacterized. Bases 1 to 705 code for a protein of 234 amino acids. The transcript is spliced from 2 exons. The record is from RefSeq and is a predicted model, not a curated record. Lineage: Eukaryota; Metazoa; Arthropoda; Insecta; Hemiptera; Cicadellidae.